Messenger RNA from Zasmidium cellare ATCC 36951, 1332 nucleotides. RefSeq lists its product as uncharacterized. Lineage: Eukaryota; Fungi; Ascomycota; Dothideomycetes; Mycosphaerellales; Mycosphaerellaceae. The record is from RefSeq and is a predicted model, not a curated record. Bases 1 to 1332 code for a protein of 443 amino acids. The transcript has 5 exons.
AUGCCAAGUGACAAGUCGGCGGCCAGCCGUCGUGCUGGGUUUGCGGUGCCAGCUGGCAGCCCAUCAAAACCUUCGUCGCCCGCAAAGGCAUGGUUUCCGUCCCCCAAGUCAAGGACGACUCAUCUGGUCGUCGCGCCUGCCAUGCUUCAGGGUGGAUGGCUGGCGAGUGCCCAGCGCGUCGGUGGGCAGCAACGAUGCAGCCGGACGAAGCGCAACCACGAUGAAUUCGACUUUCCAGACUCCAAAGGCAUCGCCCGUCGAAUGGCAGCUUCGCAGCUUUCCGUGGUGCAAUCGCAACGGACAUCAGGCAUCAUAUUUGAGCCUGACAGAGUGUCCAUGUCGAAGAGCAGCUGCUCAGAUCUUCGUCGUGCGGUGCACGCUCUCCCGCCACCAAAACGAACAACCAUCGCAACGGCACCGCAACAAAUGAUUCCACGCGCGAACGCGGGCCAAUUUCAACGUCAAUACUUCAAAGAAGACAUAUGCAAGUUCGUGGGUAAUGGCAUGAGCAGUGCGUGGGUGACCCGGGCGAGUCUGCGAGCUGUGCCGCCCACGCGCGUACCACAAGCCAGGUGCGAUGCGCAGAGAGGCCGCGACGGACAUGGAAAGUUUCUCUACAUGACUGUCGGAGGCGCCAGACGAAGCAGCGAGCCGCAGGAUGUACCAUGCGGUUGGUUUGCGGUGUGCGCCUCAGCCUCCGCCCAUCGCAACACCACCACAACGUUCAUGUCCCAGCAUGAACGCGCUUGCAAAUGGGCGUUCAUGCCCCUGCCGAAUGGCAUGCAAGUCCCCAUACCACAUGCCCCAGGAGGAGUCAAAUGUGCAAUGGCAAAGGGUGGAGUGUCCGGUGUGGCCUGUUGCGAUGCCCGACCUCUGACCACACAAACUUCGACCGACAGCAACACCACCGCGACGAGAUUUUGCGUGGAGUUUCGCGAGCACUCAGGCCAAUCGGCAAGUUUGUCAAAGCCUGGGUUUGCGACGCCCUCAAGUUCCUCACCCAGACUUCGAGCUUUCGCAAUGAGGCCGCGACGUCAACCAGGCUGGACCGGCGCGAUGGGAAAUCAAACCUCGGACAUGGCAGAGCACGCAUGCAAAGCCCCGAGACGUCGCCUCACAGUUGUGGUGAUGUUCUCGACUGGUGGAGGGCUGCGACCCUGGCGCGUAUCAAAUGAGCCACGCAGCAUGCCAGGACUUGCAGCGACGGGCUGGCAUUUUGAGAACAGUGACCUUGCGAGGUUCCCUGCCAGCUGGCGGGUCGUGGCAUGCGCGGACGAAGCCGUUGCGCCAUCUUUCUUGAGACGAACGUUUUGCGACGAUGAGGCAGCCUGA